Coffea arabica (coffee) is the source of this 2123-nucleotide messenger RNA. Its product is annotated as probable sodium/metabolite cotransporter BASS5, chloroplastic. Lineage: Eukaryota; Viridiplantae; Streptophyta; Magnoliopsida; Gentianales; Rubiaceae. Gene Ontology annotation, cellular component: membrane. The record is from RefSeq and is a predicted model, not a curated record.
AAGAUUGGGCACCAUCAACUGAACCUCAACGGGUCACUGUUCGGGCUGGUUCUGAAAGAGAUUGGGCCUCGCCAGAAUGCGUCAAUCUGCGCAGGGGAGAGUCUCUGUGCACUCUCCAGUAGGACUGCAGAUUGACGAACCUUCCCCAUGUCUCCUUAAUCCCUGCGAAAUUCGAUCCAUUCCUUGCCAAUUCAUUCGAUUCCAUUUGGCAUUUCCAAGCUCAAAAUACUGUACUGCUGUGCUGGAGACUGGAGAGGGAGCUCCAGAAACAUAGGAGGAACAUUGUAGUGGGAAAAAGAUGAGUUCAAGUGGUCAACUCCUUCCUCAGCAGCAUCAGCACUUCCAGCAGUCUCAGAUCCUCCUUCAAUCAUCCCCUUCCCCGUCUUUCAUCGGAAAACACAAAAUCCCACUACGUAUUUUUCCAGAAACUCACAAAUUUCCCCACCAUUUGUCAGGAGGGAGACUUCGGGGGUUUUCACUUAAUUUUCAUCCCGUCUCAGCAUGUGGGAAUUCGAGAUGGUUUGCGCCGCUCAGAAGUGCUGGUGAGAAGUUAUCGGGUUCACUGGAGCCUGAUGAAUCUUCUAAUUACUCAAAAGAAGCGGCUGAGAUUCUUAAGCCAAAGAAGGCGUCCUUCUUGACAAUAUUACAGGGGGCCAACUCCGUUCUGCCUCAUGUGGUCAUUGCUAGUACUGUUCUGGCUCUUGUUUAUCCACCUUCUUUUACAUGGUUCACAAACAGGUACUAUGCCCCAGCACUAGGUUUUCUGAUGUUUGCAGUUGGUCUAAAUUCUAGUGAAAAAGAUUUUAUCGAAGCAUUCAACAGACCAGCAGCCAUUUUUGCUGGGUACGUCGGCCAAUUUGUUGUAAAGCCCCUUUUGGGGUAUCUCUUUGGCACAAUUUCUAUGACUAUAUUUGGUCUUCCUACUCCUUUAGCUGCGGGGAUUAUGCUGACUUCUUGCGUUAGUGGGGCACAGCUUUCGAAUUAUGCAACUUUCCUGACAGAUCCAGCAAUGGCUCCUCUAAGCAUUGUGAUGACAUCAUUAUCUACUGCUACUGCAGUCUUUGUCACCCCAUUGUUGUCAUUGUUACUCAUUGGAAAAAGGUUGCCAGUUGAUGUAAAAGGAAUGGUUUCCAACAUUCUGCAGAUUGUAGUUACUCCCAUUGCUGCUGGAUUGCUUCUGAAUAGAAUCUUUCGGAUUUCAAAUGCUAUUCGUCCAUUUUUGCCGCCUCUAUCAGUAUUCGUGACUGCCCUCUGUGUUGGAGCUCCAUUGGCGAUCAACAUAAGUUCUGUUUUGUCGCCAUCAGGAUUGUCAGUGCUUUUUCUUGUGAUUGCAUUCCAUUUGGCGGCAUUUGUUUCUGGUUAUACCCUCACUGGCCUUUUAUUCCACAACACACCUGAUGUAAAAGCUUUGCAAAGAACCCUAUCCUAUGAAACAGGCAUGCAAAGUAGUCCUGCUCUUGCACUUGCAAAUAGGUUCUUUCAAGACCCUCUUGUUGGUGUUCCUCCAGCUAUAUCUGUCGUAAUAAUGUCUUUAAUGGGUUUCUCACUUGUAAUGCUCUGGUCUAAGAAGAGCGAAGCUAUUGCCUGAUAAAUAUUACUACUUGAUUUCUUCUUAUGUAAUAACACAUCCUUGGCUUCUGCCCAUCCGCUGUCCUUUGGUGCAAAAGAAAAGGAGAAUGCAGGGGUCACUGAUGCGGAAUGUGAUUUUCCUAUCAUUCCCUGCCUUUGGUUGUCAAAGUAUUCUGCCAGGUUGACAACGCUAAAGGAUCUUGAAUGCAUGGCUGAUUGCAUGCUCUUUGUCCUCUUCAAGUGCAGAAGAAUUGGAAAUCUUGGCGCCACCUCUAGAAAAUACCACGUAAAACGUGACUUCUAGCAGAAGGAUUUCUUAAUCGAGUGUUUUGUCAUGCUCCAUCUCCAAGUUCGGUUCUUGGUGACAUAUUGGCUUGUAAAAGAGCAGAGUACAUGUAUUAACCAAUUGAUUUGAACUGUUGCUGAAUGAAAUGACAAGCACGAGGAAUAUUUUUAACAACUUGUGCUUGUGGCAGCCUUUUUAAGUUCUUGAAUCAGUUCCUUUUCUACUGUACCCUGGAAUGUCAUCUGCCUCGAACGAUUUAUUGUUUGUU